AUGGGAUCUCAGUUAGGGGUAUGUUUUUUAUAUAAUGAUGAUGAACUUAAAGAAUUACCUUCAAAAAAAAAGUAUGCUACUUUCCAUAAUAAUGAUUUGGAUUGUGAGGAUGCUUAUUUUUACAAUCGUGCUGACUUUCCUCUAAAACAGGAACUAUGGCUAAAUAAUGUUUCUAAAGAAAUAUAUAAGGCCUUAUGUUAUAUAUAUAAAAAGAGUAAAACGGAGGGCUUUAAUCGUGAUGAUUGUGAUUACCUAUACUAUUGGUUAAAUGAUAUAAUAUAUAGAAAUAUAACAUUUCAAUUACAUUCUAUAGGUGUAAUAGAUGUACUUAAUUUUUUACUACAAAGUAAUGAUGGUCUGAAAAUAUGUUAUAAUAAUAUAUAUAAUGUCGAUAAAGAUAAUUAUAUGGAUAUUAAGUUGUUAUUUGAUUUUUCGAAGGAUUAUGACACGCUUAAAAAUUAUUUUAGUAAUGGUAAUAGGUUUUGUAAUAAGGCUUUUCAGAAUUAUGUGUAUGCAUAUAUCAUAAAAUAUAACGAGUUCAAAGACAAGUGUAAUAAAUCAAACAAUAGUGAAGCGACUUGUAUUGUUUUUAAAAAAUACUUUAAAGAUAGAGAAAAUGAGAACUUAAGUAACUGGACAUGCAAUUCAGCAGGAAAUACAGAAGGAUUGGCAUCAAGCGAAAAGAAUCAUAAAACUCUGGAAGAACUAUUUGAACCUGAGGUAGUGCCACGAAUAGAAUCACAAGAAAAUUCACAAGAAGAAACAUUUCAAAGAGAAGAACAGGGCGGUCGAAGGGUAGUAGAACAUGAAAUAUCUAAAUAUCAAGAUGGAGAGAAACAUAUAAUUGCAGAUCAGGGCCGUUUCACAGGCUCAAAAUCUACAAAUUCUUAUGUCCAUAUUGGACAUUCAGCAUUGAGUCCCAUUAUUGAUGAUCCAAUCAAUUCUUCAGAAUUUACGGUUUCAAAAGCUAUGACCAUUGCAUCAUUAAUUAUAGGAAUUACAGUUUUUUCAAUUUUAUUUUAUAGGGUAAUUAUUAAUCUAAAUUAUAAAGAAAAUUUUACCCCAUUUGGGUAUUGGGUAAAAAAGGUCUUACUAGGAAAAUCUAAAAGGAAACGUAAUAUAAUAAUGGAUAGGAAUAUAAUAGAAAAUUAUACGAUUCCUGAAGAUUUAGGUUCACCUAGAAGAUUUAAUGUAACAUACAGUAAUAUAUAUUAG
This is a messenger RNA of Plasmodium gonderi, 1215 nucleotides long. Its product is annotated as variable surface protein. Lineage: Eukaryota; Apicomplexa; Aconoidasida; Haemosporida; Plasmodiidae. The record is from RefSeq and is a predicted model, not a curated record. Bases 1 to 1215 code for a protein of 404 amino acids. The transcript has 3 exons.